AUGGUUAUCGGUCAUCUAAAGCGUUUCACCCAUGCGCUAUCGCAAUCAAUGCGCAAUUUGGCAGAACCAAUCGUAGCAGCUGAUCGAUUACAAGAAUUUGGCGCAGCUUACGUAAAUCAGGAAGAUUCUGCUUAUGGAGGCUUUAACGCCUGUAUUCCGCACAACUAUUGGAACCGACUCUCGGCGGCAAUUACGACAACAGCGGAAGAAUUCCUAAACAAACAACAAGUGAAAGGUUCAAAUAAAAAUUUAACAAUUGAUGAUGGAUUAUCGGAAAAUGAAAAAAGGAAUCUGAGGAGUUUAUUUCCACAGGUUUCGGCAAAUAUCAGUAUCUGGAGCACAUUGGCGCAAUUCAUUUCUAAUCAGAUCCGAUUUGGCUAUGAAAUGGAACUAAUGCUGAGAGUGGAACUGAAGAAACUCAAUGUUGACGGACAAAUGAAAAUUACCCUAAAAUGA
Molecule: messenger RNA, 456 nt
Organism: Cercopithifilaria johnstoni
Lineage: Eukaryota; Metazoa; Nematoda; Chromadorea; Rhabditida; Onchocercidae
Source: the annotation of a GenBank genome assembly